Messenger RNA from Sphenostylis stenocarpa, 471 nucleotides. NCBI's taxonomy places the organism in Eukaryota, Viridiplantae, Streptophyta, Magnoliopsida, Fabales, Fabaceae. The record is from the annotation of a GenBank genome assembly.
AUGUCAUCUCACCUCUCAGUGAGGUAUAUUCGAUUGGUGGUACUUCCACCGAUUCCAAGGGUAAACACGCCUGAUCUUUUCCAGAAAGGGUCAUCGUUGCUUGAUUCGGGUAUUGCUCCUCUGGACGCCAUUGCCAAGCUGAGAGGUGCUGAGGGGCAAACAAGCAAACCAUCUUUGAGGCCGACCAAGAAAGCAAAGGCGAGUAGUGGUGCUACUGCUAUGUCCACUCCUAAUCCUGACAUUCCACUUCUUAUUAAUGUAUCUAAGGAGUUCAGCGAUGGGCAGACUCAACGGCAACAGAGGCCAACUAAUGUUGAGGUUCCUUCGCCUCUUAUCAUUGUGACAAAAAUGUUACAAUCUUCCAAUACAUCGUCGAGGAUAACAUCAAUAUUAUCAUCAGAGAUAAUCGGAGAAUCCACCGCAGCAGCUAAAUCCACCAUUUUCUUGAUAUCAAGGCAAUCUCAAAUCUGA